GCAACUAGCGCACCAUUUUGCUUUCAUAGAAGUAAAACAACAACAAGAAGGCAAAGGAAGGGCACAUUUACUUUGUCUCAUCUUUAUUCCAUGGUCGUUUAAUUUUUUAAAAAAGGUUAAAAUGGAUGCUCCUGUCAGCAAAACAGAAGAUAAGUCUAAUGAUGACCUUGAAGACCAUAUAAUGGCCGCAAAAUCAUUUUUAUUGCGCUCUAGUGGCAAGUCAGGAAUAACAAUGUACGAUCAUCUUGUUGACAUACUUACAAAAGUAUUAGAUGAAAAACCUGAAAAAGUUGUUGAUAUCCUACAAGAUUACAGCCGGAAUGAAAAAAAAUAUAAAUUUUAUCCUGAAAAAGAUACAAUACAGGAAAAGCAAGAAAUAUCGAGUGAAGUUAUUCUGGCCCACGAACAAAAGGACUUAUUUAAUAGAAAAGAUAUCGAAGUUCCAGACACUGUUGGUGACAUUGAAGCAGAAGAAGAAGAACGAUUGAUUCUUCCUGAUAUCAUGGAAAACGCAUUUUAUUUUGAGCAAGCAGGAGUAGGAUUGGGCAGAGAAGAACAGUUUCGUACUUUUCUUGCAUUAAAACAACUCACUGAUACGUAUCGGUUAAAAUCAUGCAGAUUCUGGGGUAAGAUACUAGGAAUCCAAUCCAAUUAUAUAAUCGCUGAAGUCGAAUUUCGACCUGGAGAAGAUCCACAUUACAACAAUGGUGAAGAAAUGGAGAAAAAUGACGUCGACAAUUCACCUCUAUCCAGUCCGGCUUUCACUAGUGAAAAUGGUGAAGAAAUAGAAAACCAGGAUGUACCAAAACCAAACUAUAAGCCGCCUGUUGUCAUACCUCAAGAAGUAUAUGGCGAAGGUUGCAAUGCAAAAGUUUAUUACGUUUGCAACGAUGCUGGUUUAUCUUGGCACCGCUUACCACCUGUCACUCCUCAACAAAUUCAAGUUGCUCGACAAAUUAGAAAACUAAUGACAGGAGAUUUAGAUGCACCAGUGGUGAGCUAUCCACCAUAUCCAGGUAACGAAGCAAAUUAUUUACGUGCUCAAAUCGCUCGCAUAUCAGCGGCUACGCAUAUCAGUCCUCAAGGUUAUUACAUUUUCGAAGAAGAUGAAGAAGAGGAGGAUGAGGAGGAAGGCCGAACAUCUUUUGUUACGAAUGAGGAUUUUGAAGGUAUUCCUGUGGGUGACUUGUGUGAUCCAUCGUUCGCGUUUUGGGUUCACCACAACCAGUAUAUCUUACCGCAAGGCAGGACAAGUUGGUUUGAUCCUAAUUUUAAAAAUGAGGAAGAAAUUGAAGACGAAGAAGAUGAGGAGGAAGAGGAAAGGGAGGAGCCUGAGGAUACAGAACCUGAAGAAGGACCAGCCUUACUAACGCCUCUUUCCGAAGACGAAGCCAUUAAAGAUACUCCAGCGUGGACGGCUAUUAAGUCAACCAGUCUUGUUUCACAAUACGCUAUCGCUGUGAUGCACUCAAACUUGUGGCCAGGAGCUCAUGCGUUUGCUACUGAUAAAAAAUUUGAUAACGUGUACAUCGGUCAUGGGCUUAAAUACAGUGCGGAAAAUUAUAGCCCGCCACCCCCUCCCGCGGUACAAGACGAAUACCCAAGUGGUCCGGAAAUUACGGAAGCCGAAGAUCCAACCGUGGAGCAAGAACGAGCAUUACAAGCCGCUCAGCAGGAGGCUUUAGAAGCGGAAGAAGAAGAAGAGGAGAGUGAUGAUUAUGAUGAAGAUGAAAAUUGAUAUUUUCUAAUUAUGAAUAUUAAUGUGAAAAAUCUGACUGGUUAUUAUUACCUUUCUGUGGUCGUCAUUCGGACAUCACUUUGAUUUUUGUCACGGCUUAAGUACUCACCCUUGGACGUUUUGUUUUUGAAAGCAGUUCUAGGGCUGUACUGUAGCAAUCAUAUCCUCUUCACUACUGUUGGUUGUUCAGAUUUUUGGUUUUUUUUGUGAUACAUCUCGUUAUUAAGAAUUCGCAUUACCAAACGUUGGAACAUUGUACAUAUAAAAGUUGGAUAUGUAUAAAAGUUUCGAUGUUUUUCUUAUACAAAGUUCACAUAAAGUGAUUAAAACAGAAGUUUACAGAAAGACGUUGUUUUAAAGAAGCAUUUACUUGUAUGGGUAAGUUAUUUGCGUGAUUAAAUAGUUUGCGAAUUUUCGGCCAUUUUGUUUAAAAACAAUUUGUCUUGUCUUUGUACUUCAUUUUUAAUUUGCGAAGGUUUUGCGUUUGGUAAAAUGAAAUGCACAUAUUUUUCAAGAAAAGUCUGACUUGUAAAAUGCAGAAGCUCGCGAAAAUAAAUUCACCCAAGUUUAAUCCCUUUAAGGUAGAAAACCUUUUUUUUUGAUAUGCGACUUUUUGUUACUGCCUAUGAUGGAAAUGAACUGAAACAUUAUUUGAUCAAUGUAAAAAAAGUAAGAGAUCCUGAGAACGCGAUUGGAUAUUUUGAUUAAAUAAUAGAAAUUUGAAGGUGGCGAAGAAAAUAAUUUUAGUCACUGGUGGUAACGGGUAUUUAAUAUCACAUUCUGGUAAAUUCUUUGCUUUUUCGUCAAAAAUGUAGCGUGAAUAUAACUGCGCGUAUAUUGUGCACUUGCUUUUGAGGAUACCCUCAAAAUUAGAUCUCAACUUAUCAACAAUAUUAGAAAAUAUCUUGUGAAUAUUUCUGUCCCUGUAAAUAUUUAUGUAGUUAUUGUGACCUUUUAGGUUUUAAUUUCUAGAAUUUCAUACGAGGUAUUUUGGGUAUGACGCAAGGCUUUUCACGUUGGGGUUACUGACGAAUCUGUGUUGCCCUAUUGUCGUGCAUUUUUGAAAAAAUCACUUGUUCGCUUCAAUCACAUUCCAUACUCAGCAACAGUACCUCCUUAUUUUCCUGAUAUUUUUUUUUGACCAAAAAUCCUCUCUACGGCUACUUUUGGCCGAUUUAGCGUUUUUUAGUCUAAAUUGCGAAAGUUAGGCCCGCAAAAUGUUAUCCUUUAAAACGUAUUGAAAUAGGCAAUCUGCAAAAUCCUGAUUUUCUAAGUUUUCUCUGACAUUUUGAAAUUUUCUGACGGAGCGGACAACUUUACCACAGGAACUCCUUGAUUCACCACUUAGAAUUUACAGCAUUUGUCACACCCUCCACAGAUCCGUAUAACGAGGAAACUAUAUUUCUUGUUCUGUUUAUUAUAUACAAAAGUUAUAUACAACUUUAAAAAAACGAUCGUUUGUGGCACCAUAUUAGUUACCAAUACUUUUUGAAAACACCUGUGAUGGCGAGAUGCCUUCAUUUGUUGUGAAAGCGCCCUGGUAACAGCCUCACUUCAUUGUUUUCCACAAGUUUCAUACUUAUUUGUCAUGAUAGCAAGCUUGCAAUGGCGUCAUUGUACGAGGGCGGUGGCUCGUCACACCCAUCGAGGAAUAGAUCAAGUUGAUAAUCAGUGGUGCUCAUGGCGUCGACGAUUUCGGCAACCGGCAUCAUAAACAAUGGAGUUUGUGUACUCACAGAAAAGUUAUUGACGCUGUGCACGGUUCGUUUACUUGUCGUGUCUUCCCUCGCUUUUUGAUGGUAUUCCAAACUACCGAACGAAUGAAGAAGUCCUGACGUAAAACAGCUUUCUUGCGUUUGUGUGGUAGAAUUGAUUGAACCAG
This is a messenger RNA of Hydractinia symbiolongicarpus, 3620 nucleotides long. RefSeq names its product radial spoke head protein 4 homolog A-like. NCBI's taxonomy places the organism in Eukaryota, Metazoa, Cnidaria, Hydrozoa, Anthoathecata, Hydractiniidae. Bases 122 to 1738 code for a protein of 538 amino acids. Gene Ontology annotation, biological process: axoneme assembly; cilium movement involved in cell motility; cilium assembly. The transcript is spliced from 14 exons. The record is from RefSeq and is a predicted model, not a curated record. Gene Ontology annotation, cellular component: radial spoke; axoneme.